UAUCAAUCACUCGCGAGUUUGCUGGAGCGUAGGUUCGCAUCGUUUUUCGUUUUAGUUUUCUGACGUCGAAACAUUCGUAUUUUGCGCUCAAUAAUUGCACAAUUUAGUGUGAAGUAUGUUGACAUCGAUGUGCUAAAAGUGUAUGCGGUGAAAUUCUAUGAUUGGAGGAUUUAUUUCGCAGAAAACUGCAUUUAUAGUGACUGCUGCGUCGGGGAUUUUGAAUAACCUCACAUUUGGCUUGCUCCUUGCAUCUCAUCUUACGGUUUAGUUGUACCCAGUGUGUAGCGAUUUUCAGUGUAUGUGCUUCAAGUUUGAAAGCAGUCUUUCAUUCGCAAAUCGAGCGCGAGAGAAGUAAAACAUACGCGCAAAAGAAAUAAAUGCUGCAUAAACAAGAGAGUGAAUUAUGACAGCAACUUGACAGCGUUAAUGUUUUCUAGGUUUAAAUUUAAGCGAACAUUACGACAAAGUAGUCCCACAAUUGAAAGGAAUUCCGAAUACGGAGUAAAUCUCCCGUUCAGCUCUACGGUAUCGUGAUUCCCAAGUGCAGUGCUCGUAAGUGUAUCUAGUGUUGUGUUAGUUCAUCUCCCGGUAUUGACAGUGUAUUAGUGCAGGAAUGGCCCAGCAACCAAAGCUGCACCGACGGGAUUUGCAGCUACCAUUCGCAACUGGUGGAACAACGGGAAUUACCUCGGUCACCGUAGCAGGAGAAACUGGAGUCAAUCAGUUAAGCCAUAGUGAAAAGCGCAAACAUCGCAUGUUAGAGUGUGAUAGUGAUGAAGACGAUUUUGCUGGAUUCGAUGAGGACGCCGCCAACAGCGAGAACGGAGUUUUGAGUUCACCUAGAUCGUCAAUUACGAGUUCCGCUUUCGCAAACACACAAAAAGUGCGAGAACUUGACACAAACAUUUGGUCAUCUACUGGAGCAUAUGCGACCAAGUUAGCUAGGAAAGAGGAAUCCCUAACAGGAGCUGCUGACGAACAGGAGGAAAUGGAAUCUUUGGUUGGCAUGGGACUAACUUCAGGAGGCCCAUUUGAUACUAACAGCAAGGGUGCUGCAAUGACGAUGAUGCUGGCAAAACGAAAAGUGAUCGCACCCGUCAAUUCCCUCGAUGAAGCUUUCAGGGUACCAUUCAAAUAUGGAUGGAAAAGGGAAUUGGUGUACCGUGCCAACUUGGACGGUAAUAGUAAAGAUAAAGGUGAAGUAUAUUACAUUACACCGGCUGGUAAAAAACUGCGAACUCGCAACGAUAUUGUUAUGGCCCUGCACGAUGGGUUAACUAUGGACAAUUUUACUUUCAUAAAAGAUCCCGUUGGCGGUUUACCCGAUGAAGAAAUUAUUAGAAGCGCCAAGUCGUAUGGAACAGCACCCAGGCGGUCACUGAAUUCAGCACCUGUUGCAGAACCGCCCAACGACAACAAUCUUGGCAAACGUAUUCCAAAACCGAAAAUGCCCAAAGGAGCAAGCCCGCCUCCGUCCGUAUCUUUAUCGCGUGCUUCUGGGGGUUUCCCACGUACACCUCCUGUAUCUCGUUCAAAUUCGCAAACUUCUCCAAAAUCUGGAGGAACAGUGACUUCUUCUCGUGGUCCUGUCCUGGUUGCGGCUGGAUUGAAACCGAAUGAAAAUGCUUUCGGUUCGACGAAACCUGGAAAAGCCAAGAAUAAAGUGGAAACGUGUACUAUCCAGUGUCUCCCGGCGAUGGGAAUGAUUCCCCAGCUGCAAUGCAUCUCAUGUCUCUGCAUGUAUCAUCCGGAGUGCGUUGAAGCCACCACAGCCGAGAUUCUGGUUCGUCGUUUUACGUGCAAGAUAUGCUCAGAAGAACAGUCAGCGGUUUCGGAGGUUGAAGGUGUCCCACCGCUUGCCAAGUGUUCAAUUAAUUCAACAACUCCAGCCAUGCCCUUGAAUACACAAUCGAUGAACAAUGGAACUCCAACAGUUCCUCUCAUGGAGAAGCAAAAGAAACCUACGCCACCUCAGCAGCCACCUAAAGUUGGUCCAGGGACACCGAAAGGUGGCGGAAAAGAACCUCCCCCACAGGAUGUAAUAGUAGUGGGCAAUCAUCAGUUCAUUGUAGUUCCGAAGGGGAAACCCUCCACUGCAAAGAGUAAGAAAAACUCGAAACUUUCUCAGUCACAACUGCCCCAACCAACUUCACAGCCAGCAGCGUCAGAUGAUCUACGGAAAUCGCUUGGCAGCACGAAACCAGCAACCAACCACAGCAAUAACCGUAACUUCAUCGCUGCUGAUUUGGCAGCAAUACGAAACGAAACAAUAAAUCCACGAAGUUCUUCCCUUGCUGCCGGAAUUGAACAGAACCGACUGUUUGCAUCAAAUUUCUUUUCCAACGUGUCGAUCGGUUACGACGUACUACAGCAGACCUUCCAGUACCUUAAAGUACAGGAACUUCUGCGAGCCAGCUGUGUGUGUCGAAUGUGGAACCAAGUAGCGAAUCAUCCCCGGCUGUGGAGAACUGUACGUAUGAAGAAUUCACACGUUAAUGAUUGGACUGGGCUGGCGCACACCCUCCGGAAUAAUGGUACUAAACAUUUGGAUUUGCGAAAAAUGCUGAUCUCUGGCAAUAGUGACGAGAUGUGGAAGAGUUUUGCAGAAAAUAUUUCUCACGUUGAGCAUCUGGAAAGAAUCGAUCUCUGUCGGUGUUCGUCAUAUGUGGUUGGUAAUCUUCUGAAGUCAAAUCCGAAUCUUAAAGUGAUCAAUGCACUGGCAAUUAAAAAUGACCCUAUGGAUUUCUCCAAUUUCGAACACGGACGAUACCUUCAGGAACUGAGACUUAAAUCUUCUGCAGCUGUGUCAGUGAAUAGUGACCUUUCACAGCUCGGUUUCUUGACUAAUCUACGGCAUCUCUCACUGACAUCUAUCCAAAAGUUGGGAUCAUCCUCGAUAGAUGCUUUGGGCGAUUUGAUGAAUUUGGAGUCACUUGAACUGGGUGAAUGUACAGAAAUCGGUCAGAACAUUGCCGACAUUUUACCUAGGCUAUCAAAAUUGCAGCGGUUACGUUUGGAGAAAGGUCAAGAAAACUUUCACAUGUUUACUGUGCUUGAUGGUAUUGCGAAAGUUCCCAGCCUGACUCAACUGGAGUUGAUAAACUGUGAUGUCAAAGUUGGUUUUGACAAGCACAUUAACAAAUGUAGUAACAUUCUAAAACUGCUUUUGAUUCCAACUUACGUUUCGCAAUCUGCGGCUACAAAUCACAUGGUGCUGAGUGGAGUGUCCAAAUUGAAGGACACUCUUGAAACCUUUAUUUGGACGGUAACGGUAGAACUGCUACGAGUUACCGAACUCUAUAUAGAUCAGUGCGAUACGAAGAAUCGUGACCAGAAAAAUAGCCCUGGUGAAAGCAUACCAAUCUUGAAGCCAGUACCUGGUGUAGACGAAAUUCCCAUUGCAAACAGUUCUAAUCCGCCCGAUACACCAGCUCAGGUCGAAAUCGUUCCCCUCACAACCGUCAACAACAUUCUCGAUCGGUCACUCCCCAAAACAAAACUGAAAGUUUUAAAAAUCCCCUUCACCAGCACCUGGAAACAAGGAAUGAUCGACCUACCUUAAACUCGAUGGUUGACAUACGUCAACCCAGUAGAGCAAUGGAAACAAAACAAAUCAGAAUUCGCAUCGUUUUAAUACUGACAUCUAGUGAUAGUUAUUCACAUUUUUUUCUAUGUGUACUGCAGCGUAGUUCCAUUUAGGUGUAAGACACAUACCGGAAAGUUAUUUUAAGGAUGGGAAGCAAUGCUGCCCAGGCUGUACAUAGAAAUUCAUUGUCACUGCAAAUCCGUGUCGAACGAACGCUUGUAUUGUUUUUCGAUUGGAGAUCUCCUGCCCUCUGUUUUAUAGGAAUGUUAUUCUUGAAAUUGCGUCUAGAUGGAGCCGUUAUGGUUGAAGCUUCGGACACUAGAAGUGGUGAUUGGAUUGGCAAUUUGUGGUAUCUAAGCAAAAAACGCUGUUACGGAAAUAUUUAAACAAAUUACGUUUUUCCUUUCAGUUGCAUAAAAUACACUUGUCGAUGACGGAUUUCAUGCAAUGCUGUAUAAAUUUUUGCUAAUAACAUGAAACAUUGUUUCCUUUAUCUCAUCACGCGUAAUUGUUUUCACGUAGACUUCAAUUAAGAAUGUAGAUUAUGAAGCAUAGAAUAUAUACAUAAAAGAACAUGAAA
This is a messenger RNA of Topomyia yanbarensis, 4166 nucleotides long. RefSeq lists its product as uncharacterized. The coding region runs from base 614 to 3562 and encodes 982 amino acids. The transcript is spliced from 10 exons. The record is from RefSeq and is a predicted model, not a curated record. Lineage: Eukaryota; Metazoa; Arthropoda; Insecta; Diptera; Culicidae. Gene Ontology annotation, molecular function: DNA binding; protein binding.